GAGAGAGAGAGAGAGAGAGAGAGAGAGAGGCGGAGAAACGACCAGAGUUCGUGGGGAAAACCCAGCAAUCCCAACGUGUAAGAAGAACCCGGGGGGUCCGAAGUUCAAUAACGUACAUGUUUGCAUACAGCUUUGAUAUGUACUGCCGAUUGCACUCAUGUGGAAUCUCACUUUAGGGUGAUAAUAAAUGGUAUUAUCAUGUGACAACUACAGAACAAGUGCUUACUUUUACAAUAGACUGUUUAUCGUUUUGUAUUUCGAUAUCUCGCCUUUGGACCUCUGUGCUUAUUAUAGCUAGCUGUAGCAAAGUUGCCUGUUCAUAAUUAUGCACACGUUGAUAACGAAGGGAAGCAUUUUGAGAACUGCGAUAGCUAAACAGCUGAACGUUCCUUAGACACUUCUUUACACACUACACAUAUCAGCAUAAUGGCCUCUGCAAGGCAACAUCUAACAGACAGUCUGCAAUGUCCAAUCUGCAAGGAUCUUCUCACCAAGCCGAAGCUCCUACCUUGCUCACACACAUUCUGUGAAGGUUGUCUGACGCAACUCCACUCAACUCAAGUUCUGGGUAAUCGGAUAAUGUGCGCUGUGUGUCGCUCUGUUGCACCUCUGUCCAACAAUAACGUAUCCAAUUUUCCAACCAAUCAAAUUGUCCAGUCCCUUGCAGAAGAUUUCAAAGAGAGAUCGGACAAGAAGAGAGCAACCGAUUCAACGGAUGGCGCUUCUUCCGGCCAACGUUGCACUUUGUGUGAUGCUGAUGAUCAAGGACUUGCUACCUUCUACUGUCAGCAUUGUUCAGAAUUCCUUUGCGACUAUUGUCUAGAGCAGCACAAUAGGUUUACGCAGAAUGGCCAUCACGAGCUCGUUAGUGCUAGAGACAUUGCGUCAGGGGAAAUCAGAACACAACUUGCGUGUAUAGAACAUCCCAGAGAACUGCAGCAGUUUGUGUGUAUCACAUGUCUGGUUCGCAUCUGUUGUAGGUGUUUGGAAGUGGGUCAUCAGCCUGACAGGCAUGAGGUCAUCGGAAUUGAAGAGUAUGAAGAGAGCCACAAAGCAGCAGUUGAUCUUUUGCAGGAAAAGAUAGAACAGAAAACUGCUGUGAUACAAAGCCAUUCGUCCUUUGUGAAGGAGAAGAUUGGCAUGGUUGAAAAUAUUAUCGGCCAACAAAGGCAAGAAAUCGAGAAUGUCUUUGAGGGUGCUGUCGAACGAAUACGACGAAGGAAAGAUCAACUGCUUGAAGAGUGCAACAUCUAUCAGAGAUCGCUCUGCGAAGAUCUAGAAGGUAUCAUCGAGUUCCACGAAGACUUCCUUGAGAACCUAUCAACCAAGGUUUCUGUGGUCACCGAAGAGUCUACUGCUCAAUGUGGAGACCAGUCAUUGACCGAGCGCGCUGCACGAGUAGGUGAAAUUGAGGCUCUCGUGAAAGGAGACAACCUUGAUGCAUCUCUUCCUGAAUCUAUAGCACUCCGUGCAGAAUUCCUGACCUUCCAACAAGCUGCAGAGUCCAAGGGUCUUGACCUUGGAACUGUUCAGGUCAAGGAGUGGGAGCUUAGAGAAACGGUGAGUUUUGAUGGAGGUGUGACCUGUUUGGCAGCGACGCCUAAUGGACAAUUGGCUAUUGCAACAAGGAAUGGAGACAUCAAGUUCUUUUCGACCGAGGGACAAUUGCUACAGACUACAGUUAUGGAAGGUGUUCGCGGAUUAGGUUUCUUAAAGGAUGGAAGUUGCAUUGUCCGCCAAACAAAUAAUAAAGUCACAGUGUACUCUCUACAGUGGGAGGAACUCGAUGGACGAUUCGAAACUCUGAGCAAAGAAGAAGAUGGGGUCGGUGGGAUCUCAGUAGACAUUCAUGAUCGCAUCUACCUAGACUACAAGAAGGGCAGGAAGAUACAGAUGUUCUCACCAGGAGGUGGGCAAGCAGAGAAGGAGAUCCCAUGCGACGGGUAUGAACCAUGGUAUGUAUCUGUCAUAGGAUCAGGCACCAGAGUCCUAGCUCUUACUCACAGCAACUCGGUAAGGAUCAUUGAUGAUGCGGGGGAUAAGAAACACUUCAUCACAAAGGAAGUGGGUUCUCACAUCCACCCUUCUGUUUGCCAGGAUGGUACCAUUCUCUUGGCCUGUAUGAAUCACAGUAAGGCCGUGUUUAGUAUCGAGCGGUACACUAGUGAGCUCGAGUACACACAGACCCUUGUAGCUGAUCAGAAGAUGGAGAAACCAGAUGGAAAAUGGUGCUUCUUGCAGGAAGUCAUGAGUGGAAAGGUCGUCCUUUGUACUCCAGAUAAGCUAUACAUUUACAGCAAACUGUUUUGGUGAAGAUAUGCUUACUAUUUGAUAGUCCCUCCAUGUCACUCUUUGUAUCUACUAUUCGAAGUUUAAAUUUGAUCGUUUUGUUUUAUAGUUGGAAUAUGCAUGUAAGAAUAAAUGGUAUCAAAUGUUAUCGUAAUUGCAUGUACAUUCCCUGCAUAUCCCUCAAAUUCGUCACUCAUCUAAAAAUUCCAACCAUAGUAUUGCUGCCAGAUCUAUGGGUUUGUACAUGUACAUGUUGACGUACACGGAUCAUUCAAUGUUUUGUGCAAAGUUGCAGUUUUACCUGGCGUGGAAUCGUGCAUAAGUCUAUUCCAACAUUAUUACUGUGGUAACACUCCGUAAAGCAUAUUUCUUUUAGUGUUUUUUUUUUCAUUUAGUGAUUGUUUCUGUAGUAUCGAGAUUUCUCCACUUAGGUUAUGACCUGGUUUUGCACAGGAAUUUUGUCAUUAUUCUCAUUUAAUGAAUAUCACUUAUGAAUGCAAAAUAACAGCGUUCAAAUUAUAUUAAGAGCAAUAGACUUUUGCCUCAACAUUUGUUUAUUCAUUAUAGAAUGCAUUUUUGUAAAGUAACGUCAAAAUGAGGUGUCACAUAAUUUGAAGCAAGAGCGGUUUAAUUUAUCUGGAAACACU
Strongylocentrotus purpuratus (purple sea urchin) is the source of this 2936-nucleotide messenger RNA. RefSeq names its product tripartite motif-containing protein 45. The record is from RefSeq and is a predicted model, not a curated record. Bases 427 to 2313 code for a protein of 628 amino acids. Gene Ontology annotation, molecular function: zinc ion binding; ubiquitin-protein transferase activity; protein binding. Gene Ontology annotation, biological process: positive regulation of DNA-templated transcription. Gene Ontology annotation, cellular component: chromatin; nucleoplasm. The transcript is spliced from 2 exons. NCBI's taxonomy places the organism in Eukaryota, Metazoa, Echinodermata, Echinoidea, Camarodonta, Strongylocentrotidae.